AGUCGCUUUUGGUAAGUGCCACGCCAUUCCUCUCUCGGUUGUUCGAGUGUUUCAAAAAAAGAAAAGAACGCCGGCUUUUUUCCGGUAACCAUUGGUUGAUUCAAAAUGGAAUAGCGAAAAAAAUUGUACUGUUUUGGUUGAAAUUGGACUUAUCGAAGCGACAUUUUACUGCGUUUGGUCUGCUAGGGGAAGGGGCGUCUGUAUUCUACACGUACUGCGGUUCUAGUCAUUUUCACCCGAGAACCGGUGAGAAAAUUGUAACAUCGACAGAGGAAUAACAUCUUGGUCAUCAAAAUGGAGCAUGUUUCCAAGUUCCGGUUGAAUCUGGAAAAGCAGGAGAGUCUGGUCAAGCUCGGAAUUCUUACCACGGCUGCCAUUCUGUCAUUCUCGACCCGCCUCUUCUCGGUGCUGCGGUUCGAAAGUGUAAUUCACGAGUUUGAUCCGUACUUUAACUACCGAACCACAAAGUUUCUGGCCGAGCAAGGGUUCUACAAUUUUCAUAAUUGGUUCGAUGAACGAGCCUGGUAUCCGCUGGGGCGCAUCAUUGGCGGUACUAUCUAUCCUGGCUUGAUGGUUACGUCGGCCACGCUUUACAGGAUACUCUGGCUGCUGAAUAUUACGGUAGAUAUUCGAAAUGUUUGCGUGUUUUUGGCACCGUUCUUCUCGUCGUUGACCACCAUCGUGACGUAUCUGCUGACGAAGGAAAUUCACAGUACUGGUGCCGGGUUGGUGGCAGCCGCCAUGAUCUCGAUUGUUCCGGGAUAUAUUUCUCGCUCGGUUGCCGGCUCGUAUGACAACGAAGGCAUCGCUAUCUUCUGUAUGUUGUUAACUUACUACACCUGGAUCAAAGCCGUCAAAACUGGAGCUAUUUUCUGGGCGACAAUGUCCGCUUUGGCGUACUUCUACAUGGUAUCCUCAUGGGGAGGUUACGUAUUUUUGAUCAAUCUGAUCCCGCUGCACGUGUUAGCCCUGAUGGCUACUGGUCGGUUUACGCACCGAGUUUAUAUCGCGUACAGUACUUUGUACACUAUUGGAACGAUACUGUCGAUGCAGAUUUCCUUUGUCGGAUUCCAGCCGGUUCAAAGUUCGGAGCAUAUGCUUGCGUUUGGCGUUUUUGGACUGUGCCAGUUGCAUUCAUUCGUUGAUUACGUCCGGUCCCGCGUUCCGAAGGAACACUUUGAAAUCUUGUUCAAUGCACUGGUGGUAACGAUUGCCUCGGUGACGGCGCUGGUAAGUGUGAUUCUAACGCUUACCGGAAAAAUUUCGCCCUGGACCGGACGAUUCUACUCGCUACUGGAUCCGUCGUACGCUAAGAAUCACAUUCCAAUUAUUGCCUCCGUAUCGGAGCACCAGCCGACAUCGUGGUCAUCGUUCUACUUCGAUCUUCAGAUUUUGGUGUUCCUGUUUCCGGCCGGGCUGUACUUUUGUUUUUCGAAACUUUCCGACGCCAACAUUUUCAUCAUCCUGUAUGGGGUCACCUCGAUCUAUUUCGCGGGCGUCAUGGUGCGUCUGAUGCUUGUUCUAGCUCCUGUAAUGUGCGUCCUAUCCGGGAUUGCAAUUUCUCAUCUGUUGAGCAAAUACAUCCGCAAUGUUGACACUGGAAGCGGCAGUAGUGGUUCCGGCGGUAAGACAGCGGAAACGAAGAAAGCCAAAAAAUACGAACAACAAUCGCCGAUGAAGAGCGAAAUUGCGAUUGCGUUCGUCGGGGUCAUUACGCUGCUACUGAUCACGUACACUUUCCACUGCACCUGGGUCACAUCGGAGGCGUACAGUUCCCCGAGUAUCGUUCUCAGCGCAAGGUCCCACGACGGUGGACGGAUCAUUUUCGACGAUUUCCGUGAGGCGUACUAUUGGCUGAAGAUGAACACACCGGAGGACGCUCGCGUCAUGUCCUGGUGGGACUACGGCUAUCAGAUAACGGCCAUGGCAAACCGCACAAUUUUAGUCGACAACAAUACGUGGAACAACACGCACAUCUCGCGGGUCGGUCAGGCAAUGGCUUCCACCGAGGAUAAGGCGUACGAUAUAAUGAAAGAGUUGGACGUGGAUUACGUCCUGGUAAUCUUCGGAGGGUUGACCGGUUACUCAUCGGAUGACAUAAACAAAUUCCUGUGGAUGGUCCGCAUCGGUGGCAGCACGGAUCGGGGAGCGCACAUCAAGGAAACCGAUUACUACGCCUCCAGCGGAGAUUUCCGUAUCGACAAGGAAGGAUCUCCGACGCUACUCAAUUGUCUGAUGUACAAAAUGUGCUACUACCGGUUCGGUCAAGUGUACACCGAAGGUGGUAAGGCCCCAGGGUACGAUCGGGUGCGUGGCGCAGAGAUCGGCAACAAAGACUUCGAACUGGAUGUGCUCGAGGAGGCGUACACCACCGAACACUGGUUGGUGCGAAUUUAUAAGGUCAAAGACUUGAGCAAUCGUGGCGUUUAGAUAGGGUAGGAUAUCAGCUAAUCGCGCACCAGGUUCUUCGAAUAAUGCGCUCGUACUCAAAAUCUUUAUUUAGGACAUGUAAUGCUGAUUUACUAUUUUGAUUUAUUUUUUCCGUGAACAAACUACUGAUAAGCUGAUUAAUAAUUGCACUCGCAGAAAAGUCCUAGAUAGUGUGUACGUAAUCCUCCCUAUGUGGUGGACAGUUUUGUAAUAUGUACCCGCGGAAGUGAUCAAUAAAACAGUCUGUCACACAA
This is a messenger RNA of Topomyia yanbarensis, 2684 nucleotides long. It is a transcript of the gene Stt3A, whose product is annotated as dolichyl-diphosphooligosaccharide--protein glycosyltransferase subunit STT3A. Gene Ontology annotation, biological process: post-translational protein modification. NCBI's taxonomy places the organism in Eukaryota, Metazoa, Arthropoda, Insecta, Diptera, Culicidae. The record is from RefSeq and is a predicted model, not a curated record. Gene Ontology annotation, molecular function: dolichyl-diphosphooligosaccharide-protein glycotransferase activity. The transcript is spliced from 6 exons. Gene Ontology annotation, cellular component: membrane. The coding region runs from base 295 to 2430 and encodes 711 amino acids.